GAUAUUGAAUUAUUUCAAGAUGAUUUUCAUCUUAUCGAUCGUGAAUUUAUCCGAAAAAUUGUAUCGAUUUUUUGUGAUCAGUAUUAUGGUUAUCUUUUGGUGACCAACGCUGCAACAUAUGUUUUUGGCGAUAAAAUAUGUAGAUGGUUAUCAUUAAAACAUGAUCCCACACGACCACAAAAGAUCAAUAUUUCGAAUGAAAAUAAAAUUAUUCAAGUAGAUUCGGGCGAGGAAUUUGUUGCUAUUUUAACUUGUGAUGGAAAAGUUUAUCUGGCCAGUGGAAAUUCAUAUUGGAAAACGAACAAUACUCUCCGAUUAAUCUCAGCUGGUGAUGAUUGUUAUAAAAUGAUAGCAUGUGGAUGCAAACAUUUGUUGAUGUUACGCCAAGAUGGUAAUGUUUUUGCUUUAGGAGCAAAUAACUAUAGUCAAUUAACCGGAAAUUCUGAAUUCUCGUAUGAUACUCUUGUGAACACUGGUUUAACGAAUGUCGAAAAAAUAGCUUGUGGACUAUGGCAUUGUCUUGCUUUCACGAAUACAAAUGAAUUUUAUUCCUGGGGCCGUAAUGCUAAUGGACAAUUAGGUCUUGGUGAUAAAAUUGAUCGAAGGACACCAUCACUUAUUUCAUUUAAGGAUGAUUUUAUUAAUAAUCCAAUUACAAGUAUUGUGGCGGGUGCAUUUCAUUCGUUAUUUUUACUAAAGGAUGGUCAGAUUUUUGGAUUUGGGUAUCAAGCCGGUAUUGAUGAAAUUAUACCAGAAAAAAUACCUCUUGAAAAUGUGCAAAACGUGGCUUGUAAAAAUAAUCUCAAAUUUUCAUUGGCUUUAAUUGAUUCAUCACAGUAUUAUGAAUGGGGUAAAGAUGAGGAUAUCUUCUGGUCAGAACCUCAAAAAUUGAAUGGUCAAUUGAAAUCAUUUGCUGAUGCAUCAGCAAUGAUAUUCAAAUACCCAAUGACAUAUGGCUUAACAUCAACAAUUGAUGUGUUUGAAUCAAAUUGUUCAAUAUUGAACAGAUCAAUCAACCAAUUAUUAAAUAAUCCGAAAAAUUAUGAUUUUGAAUUUAUUAUCGGUGAUAAACGUAUCCAGACAUGUAAAUCAUUUCUAAAAUCGGCAUCUACAUAUUUUUUUCGUAUGUUUUUUCGUAAUUGGCGACAAAAAGAUAGUGUAACCAUUGAAUAUUAUUCCUAUGAUACAUACUAUUCUUAUAUUCGAAUGUUACAUGAUGGCUACAUUCGAAUCAAUAUAAACAAUAUUGCCGAAUUGAUCGAUUUAGCAAAUUUCUAUGAUGAUGAACGAUUGAUGGAAUAUUGUCAUACAUUUAUUGGUAAAAAUUUUACCCAACAAUCGAUCCAUUCACUUAUUCCAUUGAUAAUCAAUUAUAAAUUGAAUGGAUUCGAUGAUGAUCUUUGUCAGUAUGUCGAACAACCGACAUUGUCAAAAUUUUGUGACAAUUUACAGAUGGCCGAUGAAAAUACUUUAAAUCAUUUUCUUAAUUGGUUCUAUAAUGAACAAACAUUCUUUUGA
This is a messenger RNA of Dermatophagoides pteronyssinus (European house dust mite), 1518 nucleotides long. Its product is annotated as RCC1 and BTB domain-containing protein 2-like. Gene Ontology annotation, molecular function: protein binding. The record is from RefSeq and is a predicted model, not a curated record. Lineage: Eukaryota; Metazoa; Arthropoda; Arachnida; Sarcoptiformes; Pyroglyphidae.